AUGUAUUUGUUGCUGAUAUUUGGCCAGUUGCAGCUGGGUAUGCACGCGUUUCCAGUUAUCCUGCUUCUCACAUAUCUGCUGUGCAUUCAAGGCAAAAAGAAUGACAAAGACGAUAAUGACGGGCAAUCAGGUCUUGGAAGAGGAUUUGGUGAUGACAUUAACUGGAUACCAUGGGAAGAAGCGUUUUCAAAAGCAAAAUCACUCAACAAGCCAGUCUUUCUACUGAUACACAAAACCUGGUGCGGAGCUUGUCAAGGUUAA
Gongylonema pulchrum is the source of this 261-nucleotide messenger RNA. Lineage: Eukaryota; Metazoa; Nematoda; Chromadorea; Rhabditida; Gongylonematidae. The record is from the annotation of a GenBank genome assembly.